Messenger RNA from Monascus purpureus, 1768 nucleotides. NCBI's taxonomy places the organism in Eukaryota, Fungi, Ascomycota, Eurotiomycetes, Eurotiales, Aspergillaceae. The record is from the annotation of a GenBank genome assembly.
GAACUGGUAAGACCCCUUUUUGCUAUUAAUACAGCCAUUCAAGUUCUAUGCAGAACUGUCUAAUCCUGUUUUAAUUUGUGAUGUGAAAUGGCUUGCACUCUUUAGUAAAAGCCUAGACUAUAAUGGUAUAGAUAUUAAUUAUCACAUUUAACUCGUUUUUCCGUCUCCACGACCCGUUGUCGACCUUAUCUAAACCGCUUCGCGUUGCUAUACCUCGGAGCAAGAAGAGAUCACUAUUUUCCUUGACAUUUAACAAAGUUCGCUUUUUUUUUCGGGAGUAGAAGCUGCAUGCGGACUUUGCUGGCCUUAUUUUAUCCAGAAUGAGCGCAUCUGCUGAACCUGCGAUCCCUUCACCGGGAAACUGGCCUGUAGACCCCCAAGACGAUGUACCAAUAUUGAAAGAUCGCAUUUGGGUUGACGGGUGCUUUGACUUUACUCAUCACGGACAUGCGGGAGCCAUGCUCCAGGCACGCAGAUUGGGAAAGGAGUUAGUUGUCGGCGUUCACUCUGACGAGGCCAUCCUUGAGAAUAAAGGCCCAACAGUGAUGACGUUGGAAGAGAGGGUAGCCGCAGUAGAGGCGUGCCGAUGGGCCUCUCAUUGCGUCCCACACGCACCUUACGUCACAUCACUGCCAUGGGUAUCACAUUAUGGGUGCUACUACGUUGUUCACGGAGAUGAUAUCACUUCUGACAGUAGUGGCGAUGAUUGCUAUCGGUUUGUCAAAGCUGCUGGACGUUUUCGCGUGGUCAAGAGAACACCUGGCAUAUCCACUACCGACCUUGUUGGUCGUAUGCUCCUAUGCACGAAGACCCAUUUCAUAAAAUCCGUGAAAGACACGCUUGCGGGGGAAGAGGGCCUGGGAAGCCCCGACGAGAGGAAGGCAUCAGCUGCAGACCUUUUACAAAGAAUUCGGGACUAUGCCACCGACGAGAGCGGCCUUCAACCAGGACCCCAAGUCUGGACUUGGAUCGGUUCAAAUUUGGCCAAGCUGGACCACGUGGUAGAAGAAGCAGGAACAUUUGAGACACUGUUCAAUGGCAAGCCGCCAAAACCAGGACAGCGGGUCGUCUAUGUUGAUGGCGGCUUUGACCUCUUCUCAUCCGGCCAUAUCGAGUUCCUCCGACAGGUCAUAUCGUACGAAGAGACUGAUGGCCGUCAACGUGGGUGGUACGACCCUGGGCAAAGGGACAGGAGGAUCAGAGACCAUGGAGAAGACUAUGGUCCUUCGUAUGUCAUUGCUGGAAUCCAUGAUGACGACGUGAUUAAUCACUGGAAAGGACUCAACUAUCCCAUCAUGAACAUUUUUGAGCGUGGGCUUUGCGUCCUUCAAUGCCGUUACAUACAUGCGGUGGUAUUCUCGGCUCCCUUUUCUCCUAGUCAAUCAUAUCUUGAAACCAUGCCCUUUGGCGUACCAGGCGUUGUCUACCACGGCCCAACAACAUUCAUUCCUCUCACAUAUGAUCCAUAUGUCGCUCCGAAGAGAAUGGGUAUUUUCAAGGAGACAGGUGAACAUCCUUUCCAGUAUGUGAAUGCUGGUGAAAUUGUCGGUAGGAUUCUGAAGAGCCGCGAGGCAUAUGAAGAGAGACAACGCACCAAAUUGAAGAAGAGUGCUGUCGAAGAAUUGACAAAGUUGAGGGAGGCAUCAGGCUAGACUUCAUAUAGUUGAACCAAUUGAUAUAAAAAAGAUGUAGAUGCCAGUAGGUGUUGCUAUGCGAGAAAUGCUCAUGAUGGAAUCCACUUUAUGGACUUUAAAGAGAAAAAACCCUG